GAGAGUGCAGCAACUCAGCUUUGCCAUAGCGGGCUUCACACACACACACACUCUCUCUCUCUCUCUUGCUCUCUCUCUCUCUCUCACACACACACACACACACACACACACACACACACGGGCACACUCUCACGUACACACUCGGUCUCCAUCAGCGCUGCUGCGAGACGAAAGUUUGACAGGGCAUUCUCUGCCAGUUCAGAACUAUACAAGGGAGCUACGACUGAGGUGACAGAGGUGGAUGGAAAAGAACUGAGUGAAGGCAGCAGUCCCUCUCAGAGUCAAGCCGAGUCCCUUUCCAAGGCUGUAACCAUGGAGACCAGUGAACAACUGGAAUCAGGAAAUGUAGCCGACUUUGAACAGGAACCUCAAGAGACUGAGUUACCUGAGAAUGAAAGCCCAAGCAACAUCGAUGAACAAGACUGCUAUGAAGAGUUCUUGGAGACAAUGGGAAGUAAGGUGGUGGUGGAUAUUUUAGCAGACCUGCCUCCUAGCAUGACGGACACGUCAGAAUUGGAUGACAUCCCUUGCCCGAAGGAGGCUCUGAUCUUAGAGGCUACACCUGAAGAGCUAAACCACCAUGAGUCAGUCACCUCCUCUCUGUCAGAUCCACCAUCAAGCGGAGAUAGUGUGUGUGAAAAUGACUCUGCCCCCAAAACACAAGAACCACUAGUGGAAGACCAGUCAGGAGAUGCCUUGCCAGAUGCUUUGGACACCGAGGAACCUGAAGAAGACUCAGAAGAUGCCAUGAAGGCCUUAAACCUCAUGCCAACAGAUGACGCAGUUGACAAUUUGACCUGUGAUGAGGUGGAGGAGUCAAUGCUAGAACAGUUCAUCCGAGAAGAGGCCUUAUCAGAGGUAUCUACAGAGUCCUGUCACGACCCAGAAGAAUUAGAUGAGUGUCUGCGUGUAGAGAUAGCUGUUGCAUCUUCAGAUAGUGAGGGUGACGACAAGUGGAGGACCAUAUUUUCAUCCUCCAUCAACAAAGAGGACGACGACUCGUAUUUGGACAGUCUGCAGUUGAGUGCACAGGAGCUCUUCAUCCAAAAGCCUUCAAUUGACGAUGAGGAAGAUGAUGACCCAAAGGAUGUUAACCAGGAGAGUGAGUCUGAGAUCCCACUCGGGGAUGAAAUUCUAGAGCAGCCUGAGACUGACUCCGAUUUUGAAAAGAGGGAGGUGGCCUAUACCACUCCAACGCUGUUCCAUGGGUUGUCAAAAAUCUCUGAAGAUGAUGAGGAAAAUGGAAAGGGGUCCAACAACAAACACGCUUCUCAACAUUCAGAAGGUGACAAGAAGAUGCCCAAAGACUACUGCGUGAUCCAGGAGAUGAAGAGUGAGAACGUCAGCACAGAGCAUGUGGACUUCCGGGUGGCUCGCAAACAAUGGCUGGAAAUGGAGGAACAGACUAAAAUGGCUAAGACGGCCACGGUCCAGUCACCCACCACCCCUAAACCAGGCCUCUGCCAAGGCAGCCACAGCUUCAUGUACACACCAGUCCGCAACAUCGACAGGCCCAGGAGAGAUCCUGACUUUGAGAAUCUGGCUCUUGGGGGAGACUAUCCACACACUCAGUUCAGCCCCUGCUCUGAAGACUCUGGCCUUGACGACUUGAGCUACAGAUCCCCUUAUGAUGACCCAGAGACCCCUGUUGAGAGAGAGAUCCGCUUGACCAUGGAAAGAGAGGAGAACUUCAGACGCGAAAGAGCCCUGUCCUCAUCCAGCUCAUGCGAUUUUGUGCAAGCCAAAGCCAGGCCGGUCGUCAUUCACCCCACCAAACUCUGCCAGGAGGUGGACGAGAAGAGGAAGAUGUUCGAGCAUCAAGACGACGGCUGCAACAUUCCAAGAUCACCUAGCAACCCAACACCGUCUUUUAUAAUCACUUCGUCGCCAGUCAAGGGUGCACAGAAACGAGAGUUUGCUGCGAACAAUGUCAUCAUCCUGGAGCCUGAUCCUUAUCCCUGCAGCCCAAAGCGUUAUGGAAAAGACUUGGGGGCUGCCCACCCAGGCAACUGGAACUCCAACGAGUCCUCCAAUGUGAUCAUCCUAGAGACAUCCAACCUGAUCAUCCGCAGCGCGUCCGAAUUCUGCCUCAACUCAGCUGUUGAGGAGAGCCAGGACAGCAUGUUCCUAAACAACCCCUUCUUCAAGCUACGCUCCCGAAGCACACAGUCCCUCAUCGACGAGGAGAUUAAGAUGGUCAAGCAGCGUGAGGAGGAGCUGAGGAGACAGCGGGCAAGCAUGUAUACUAAGGAGAAAUUCAACACAAUUGUGGUCUCCCCAAAUCUCCUAAACAGUGCAUUUGAUAAGUCAGAGGAUAUGCCUAUAAAAUGCAAGUCCUCCCCAUCUUCUCCCAUGAAGACAUACAAGAUGGAUCGCUCCAUAGUGUCCUGUGACAACAGGUUUCCAGAAAUGUACUUGGCUGGUCGCCGUAAAAGUGCCAUGGCUCUCCGAUGGGAAGCCGGAGAGUUUGCUAACAACCAAUAAAAGCGGAACGCCUGAUCAACAAAAUGGAUAUCGACUGACAACCACUUACUCUGUCUUACAUAACAGACUUUUUUUUUUUGCAGUGCUACAUGAGAAAAUUAAUCACAUUUGUUUCAUGUGACAUAACACUGGCCGCUGUCAGCUGCUUAUGUGAAAUUUCCAAUGCUCUGUGUGUGUCCUGCAGAUGCUAAGAAGGAAAAAAAGUGUAUGUAUGUACGCCAAGAUGCCUGAAUGUUAUCUGAAUGUAAUGUUUUAGUCAACUACUGCUUAUACACUAUUUUCAAAUUCAGAAAAGCAGACUGCUUAUUUUUAUUGUACUGUCAUAGUAGAAAGAGCUAUAUGUACUGUAUUUUCCUACUGUAUUUUCAUCAGAGACCAGAUUUGUAAUUUUCCAAGCACAAAGAUAUGAAGCCAAUGCAGUAUUAUUAUCACAUAAUUUGGAAAACUUAUGCAUACAAUUUUACAUGAAUCUCCUAUUGAGUGCUACUCAUGGGUUUGUAACAAUGGGCAAUGACUUUUACUUUUUUUUUUCUCCAAGUAUUAAAUUUAAAAAAAAGUAAUGAUGCAGCUGAAAGUAUAAUUAUCUCGAUACACAUUUGCGCCAAAAGCUAGAAGUAAACAAGUCAAAACAUUUUUAAAAAAAAAACAUUUAAGAGCAGCUAAUAGAAACUCUAUUGACCAUGACUUUUAAUUUAUUGUCUAAAAUAUAUACAUAUAUGUUUGUAUGCUUUUAUGUGGAGCCAUUAUGCUUACAACAUUCUCUGUUCUGCUUGCUAAUCUUUGAAUUUGUGUGAGCCAAUCACUUGUUGCAAAAAAUCUAAUUGCCUUCAAUAUGACAAAAAACAAAUGUUUGUAUUUACAAUGCAAGUGUUCCGAAAACAAUAGUGCAACAAUAAAUAUGUAUGGGCAAAAUGCGACAAUUA
Sardina pilchardus (European sardine) is the source of this 3407-nucleotide messenger RNA. It is a transcript of the gene palmdb, whose product is annotated as palmdelphin b. Bases 313 to 2484 code for a protein of 723 amino acids. The record is from RefSeq and is a predicted model, not a curated record. The transcript is spliced from 5 exons. Gene Ontology annotation, cellular component: cytoplasm. Lineage: Eukaryota; Metazoa; Chordata; Actinopteri; Clupeiformes; Clupeidae.